UGUCACAUUGAUUUUAAAUGAAAUGACUGGCUCGGCUGUGUCAGUGUUACCGGAUCUUAUCGUGUUCCCCCACUCUUUCGCCUGUGACCAUCAUUAUUAUUUCCAGCGGGAUAAUAGUUAACGGGUUGCCGGCUGUCUAUCCAUUAACCGGCUGUAUUGCAGUACUGGCUUCAGCUGUGACCAUCCGACAAUGUCAAGUUAAGACCAUCUUUACUAACAGCGCCAUGCAGGAAUAAUCGCUUUCCAAAUUCGGAGACGGACGGGUAAAUACCGGGAUAUUUAAACGUCAGGAAGUCUGACCAGUCCAUGCUGAUGUCACCUGUUUACCACCUCUACACUCUCUAUGUGUGUUCAGUUCAUCCAUUCCUCUGAAAAGGUCAUGAAAGCUCCUUAUUCCUGGUCCCAUUGACCCCUGACAACCUUUGACACGUGUUUCUGUCAUCAUCAACCCACUUCUGCUAUGCAGUCAUGAGCUCUGCUCUAUGGAGCCAGGAGAAGCCUGCAGGCAGUUUCCGAGAUGACUGGCACUUUUACAUUGUGGUGAAGGAAUGCACAGUGGAAAAGCUAGGCCAGAAGACCCAGCGCAUCCCACGCGGCAGCCUUGGCCAGGUGUGCCAGGAACGCAACAGCCUUGGCCGCACUAUCCCGCCAAGCAAGGGGAAGCGCAGUCUCCGUAUCCUGGACCAGACGAAUGUGGUGGUGAGCCUGGAUGAGCAAAACUUGAUGGAGCUGGAGGAGAAGCUAGCGGAGCUUCUUUUUCCCAUCACCAACUGUGAGGAGCGUUACAGCCUGCUGUGCAACAGAGCACGACUGGACAGGGCCCGUGACAUUGGCUGCGGAUCAAAAGUGCGUGUUCAGCUGAGGUCUGGCGACGAGCCGCUUCCAGGCGUGGUUCGCUUUAAAGGAGCCUUGCUGCCUGACCGAGCAUUGAGCGGGAUCUGGUUUGGUGUUGAAUUGCUAGAGGAGGGCCGGGGUCAGGGUUUUACCGAGGGCUCUUAUCAGGGUCAGCAGCUGUUUCGAUGUGAAGAUGAAUGCGGUGUCUUUGUUGCAUUGGAUAAACUUGAGCUUUGGGAAGAUGACGAGCUGGAUGUUGAUCGUGUGACGCUAGUGGAUAAUGACCCGGAAGUGGAAGGCGACAUCCCGCCACUGGAGAUCAACUCUAGAGUGUUGGUACAGACACGAGAAGGCCCAGAAAGGGGCACCGUUAUCUUCUGUGACUUACUGCCUGGCAAUGAGAGUCUCGGAUAUUACGUUGGUGUUGAUAUGGACAAUCCCAUUGGAGACUGGGAUGGGAUCAUCGAUGGCAAACUGCUGUGUAAUUUUGCUAGUCUUGAGCACACCCGACUCGUCCCCGUCUGUGAUGUGAUGCCAGAAUACUCCAUGCAGGAUCCGAGGCUGCCUAAAGUCUUUGCCAGCAGGGGCGGCAGUGACAAGCCUGGCUGCCAGAGCAAACCAAAGAUCAAAGGAUUAGGCCUGCAGCCUGGCAGCAGGAGCAAGUCUGAGUUUUAUUAUACGCUAAAUGGCAGCUCGGUCGAUCACCCUGCUCAGUCCAAAGCCAAAAGCACAUGGUACAUAGAUGAAGUCGGUGAGGACCCAGCCAAAUCACUGAUGGACAUGCCCCCAGACUUCAACCCGGCCUCAUCCGCCUCUCGAGCUCCUCCUACAACCGCCUCACUGUCCAAUGAUAACAAGUUCCACUCGUUGCCCUUCAGUUUGAGCCGCAAAGUUGGCCCCAAUGGGAGUAUGAGCCACGGCCCCCUGUCCCUGUCUGCAGGCUCAGUGAUGGGGGAGCAGCGGGAGGUCUCGCCACCUGCAGCCACACCUUCCCAGAGGCCACCGUCUCCCCCACAAGGCCAGCCAGGGUUAGAGGUCGGGUCAAUGGUGGAGGUCAAAGAGAACCCACCACUGUGUGGGGUCAUUCGCUGGGUUGGUCUACCUCCAGGACUACAGGAGCCACUUGCUGGGCUGGAGCUGGAGGAGGAGUGUGUGGGUUGCACUGAUGGCACAUUUAAAGGGAUACGUUAUUUCAUGUGUCCACCUAAGAAAGCUCUGUUUGUCAAACUGAAAUGCUGCAGACCUGACUCACGAUUCCCAUCCUUACAUCAUUCACCCAACCCCAUAGAACGAUGCAACUCCAUAGCAUUUGGCGGUUACCUGAGUGAAGUAGUUAAUGAGAACACUCCUCCUCGGACAGAGAAUGAUGGCUUGGAGGUGAUGGUGGGAAAGAAGAAAGGAAUUCAAGGACAUUAUAACUCCUGCUAUCUGGACUCCACUCUAUUUUGUCUUUUCUCUUUUAGUUCUGUGUUGGAUACAGUGCUCCUGAGGCCCAGAUCUAAGACAGAUGUGGAAUAUUACAAAGAGACACAAGAGUUACUGCGCACAGAAAUCGUCAACCCACUGCGGAUACAUGGGUAUGUGUGUGCCACUAAAAUCAUGAAACUUAGGAGGAUAUUGGAGAAAGUUGAGGCGGCAUCAGGAUUCACAUCAGAAGAGAAGGAUCCUGAGGAAUUCCUUAACAUCCUGUUUCAUCACAUCCUGAGAGUUGACCCACUUCUCAAACUACGGUCUGCAGGGCAGAAGGUGCAGGACUGUUACUUCUAUCAAAUCUUUAUGGAUAAGAAAGAUAAAGUGCUGGUGCCAACCAGCCAGCAGCUACUAGAAUGGUCCUUCAUCAACAGUGACCUCAAAUUUGCAGAGGCCCCCUCUUGCCUUAUAAUCCAGAUGCCUCGCUUUGGGAAGGAAUUUAAAAUGUUUAAUAAGAUAUUUCCUUCUCUGGAGCUUGACAUCACAGAUCUGUUAGAUGACACCCCUAGAGAAUGUCGGAUAUGUGGUAGUUUAGCUUUUUAUGAGUGCAGAGAGUGCUAUGAAGAUGGCGACAUCACACCGGGAAAGAUUAAACAGUUCUGUGAAAAGUGCAAUACACAGGUACAUAUGCACACACGACGUAAGGCUCAUCGGUAUGUCAAGUUAUCUGUACCUAAAGAGCUGCAGGAGUCAGCAUGGAGACAGGGUUCUUACCCUCACCAGCAGAUGGAGCUAUUUGCUGUGCUCUGCAUUGAAACAAGCCACUAUGUCGCAUUCGUCAAAUACGGAUCUGCAGACUCUGCCUGGCUCUUCUUUGACAGUAUGGCUGACCGUGAUGGCGGCCAGAAUGGGUUUAACAUUCCCCAGGUGUCCCCAUGCCCAGAAGUAGGGGCCUACUUAAAGAUGACCCCUGAGGAGCUUCAUGCGCUGGACCCAAAGAACAUCCAGGGCUUUGCCCGCAGACUUCUCUGUGAUGCUUAUAUGUGCAUGUACCAGAGUACUACUAUGAGUCUCUAUAAAUAGAGAGAGAGAAAUAAAGAAAGAAGGACAGAAAUGGCAGAGAUUGGGAGAGAUGAUAGAAAGAGGGAACAGAGGAAAGUAUGCAAGCAAGGGGCUGUGGUACAGGAAAGUGUGAUGUGCCCCGGAAAACACACACCGACGCACCCUUGAGAUCGAACAAACCACAUACAGCCGCUCCAGUCAUCUCAUCCUCUAUUUUGCAUUUCUCUGUACAUACUACAGGGUAAAUACGUGCAUGAGAGCGAGGGAGACUUCAAGAAAACACAAGGAAAAAAAGCCUAUUUGCACUGUGUGAGAGCGUAUGUGUUUGUUAAAAUGUUGUUUUCUCUUCUUUGUGCUGUCUUUGGCUUAACUCAACCUCUUUAGUGUGUCUCACUCCUGUCGAGUUGUUUGAGAAUCCACAUAAGAAUCCAAACUUUUUCCAGCCCUCAGGCAUUUCGCGGACACUCACUCAUCUUGUUGCUUCAUAUUCUCUAGCUGUCGCCAGGAUUGACCCCUCUAAACACCAACAUAUUCUCACUUUGUUAAUGAAGCAGUGUAUGAAUGACCUUCCUUUCUGAAUGAACACCUCAACUCUUGUCCACCAACUCAUCCAAUGCAAUGCAGCAUCCAGCCUUAAUUAUCGUGCAGACACAUUGUGUGUCUAGUCCCUGUUUUUUGCCUUUAAAUUUUGCUGUGAAGUCUUUGUCUGGUGUGUUCACAUACAGCAGAGCCCUUGACUGCCAUGCACUGGUCACAGAUCAAGACCGAAUAUUGAGACAGUGAUUGAAAAAAGCACACACAUAUUUUUGGAAUACAGUUUGUUUUGUCUUUUUUCCACAUUAUGAAUAUGAUUGAGCUUUGUCUUGUUGAAACAGGAACUAUAACUGAAGUAUUGGCUUUCCCAUAACUUGGUUUAUAUAAAUAUUGAGAUUGUUAUUUUAAAUUAUUGCAAUAAUAAUAACAGCAGUUCCCUAUGCUCCUGAUGUCUUAAACUGUUAGGGUGUGCAUACAAAUCUAUUUAAUUACAGAUACAGGUAAAAACUUGAAAGAUAAAAUAAUAUAAAGUGUAAUGAUAUUCCAGAAGUAAAACUGUUCCAGUCAAGGACACGUUAAAUGAGCUACAAUUAAAUUAAUAUUCCGUAUUUUAAUACAGGUUAAACUCAAUCGACAGCAUUUGUGGUAUAAUGUUUAAGACCACAAAAAAAUAUCUAUUUUUAUCUUGUCCCUCGUUUAUUUAAGAAUCAUGGUUACAGUCAAAGUCAUUUUUAUUAGUGUAGCGCCAUUCACAACACACAUCAUUUUAAAGCUGCUCUACAGAAAAUGAAACUGUAAUAUCUAUAAUGUCUUAGAGUUAUCUUUGUGUAGUUUGAUAAAAUACGAUUGUGAAUGGUGUUUAAAAAUAAGUAAUUAAAUAAUAAUUGUAUUUAGAAACCCAGUGAGCAAGCUGAAGUUGACUGUGGCAAGGAACACAAAACUCCAUAAGAUGUUGGUUAAUGGAGAAAAAUAACCUUGGGAGAAACCAGACUCAAUGUGGGGGCCAGUUCCCCUCUGGCUAACAUCAUGAAUAUUAUGCCAAUAUUACUUAUGUAUAGUUAAAGUCAUGGUUUAAAAUGAUAAAACUAAGUAAGUGUUAAGGGUCAGUGAUUAAACAAAGAUUUUGUAUGAACUGAAGUUUAAUGACUAAUGUUUUUGAAGUCCAUCCUGGAAUAACUGCAGAAGUUCACAUAGAUGAAUUGUCACUGUACAGUGAGGCACUUACAAUGGAAGUGAAUGGAGACAAACUUUAUACAAUCAAAUGUAACAUGUCAAAGAUGUAAAAUGUAUAUAUUAACAUGAUUUAAGUGUGAUACAACCUCUGUUCUAUAUGAUUUUAGUGUGAUAAAAUUGCUAAAAGGGUUUACAUAUAUUGAAUAUAACUUUAUUCUUAAGGUUAGUAAGCAAUUUUAUCAAUCUGAAAUCUUCAUAACCUGUAUAAUGUACGUCUUGUGGCUAUUCUUUUGAAACAAUGUGUAUUUUAAUCUUUACAGACUUGCCCCUAUUCACUUCCAUUGUAAUUGCCUGACUGUAAAUGCGAUUUUUGCUUAUUUUUAAAUAAAUGGACAAUUUGAAAAUAUAUAUUUUUGGUGGUAAUCAAUUAUAUGCCACACAUGCUGUUGAUUGAGCAUAACUUCUAUUGAAAACAGUAAUAUUCCUUUUAAAUGUUUGUUUGUACAUGAAGUACUCUGGUCAGAGUUUUAAAUUCAGAGGCUGACUCGGCAAGAGCUUGCUCAUGUUAUACUGCAGUGCCAUUGGCUAAUCCGCAGUAACACUGUCCAUUGAGGUACUGGCUUAAUGAAAAAUGCAGAUGUUUGCUAAAGUUUAGUGGAUUGUUUACACAGACCUGGUUUAUACUAAAGAAUUCUCUCAGAAUUAGAAAAUUAAAGUGAUGUAUUACUCAGCACAUGCAUUGGGAUUAUUUUUUUAAUCUCUGCUGAUGUAACUGUACACUAUGGGAGAGAUUCUCUGUGAGAGGCUGUAAUGGGAGAAUGGAUGAAGACUGGUGUAUCUGUAUAAAAUGAAGCCAGGUGGGCUUUAUUAUCUUUGUGCUGUCCUCUUAAAUGUUAACUAAAUUAAAAUGCCAUAUUAAAAAAGAAUUGUG
Molecule: messenger RNA, 5944 nt
Organism: Xyrauchen texanus (razorback sucker)
Lineage: Eukaryota; Metazoa; Chordata; Actinopteri; Cypriniformes; Catostomidae
Product: ubiquitin carboxyl-terminal hydrolase CYLD-like
Exons: 17
Coding region: 469-3327 (952 amino acids)
Biological process (GO): regulation of mitotic cell cycle; regulation of intrinsic apoptotic signaling pathway; positive regulation of extrinsic apoptotic signaling pathway
Cellular component (GO): cytosol
Molecular function (GO): cysteine-type deubiquitinase activity; K63-linked deubiquitinase activity
Source: RefSeq, a predicted model, not a curated record